Molecule: messenger RNA, 1785 nt
Organism: Durusdinium trenchii
Lineage: Eukaryota; Dinophyceae; Suessiales; Symbiodiniaceae
Source: the annotation of a GenBank genome assembly
AUGGCCCGGGCGACCAUUCUCCUGGAUGAUGAGCCAGAUGGGCCUGAAAUGGUAGACCUACCUAUGCGCCUGGUCGGUCUCACACAGGCCAGGCAGCUGAAUGGUCAAGUGGUCGUUGUGAAACGCUUUGUGACCGAGAAGCAACGCUAUGAAGUGGAGCUGUGGCAGAGUAAGGAAGUGAAAUCUGUUCAGGUGGCGAAUUUGGAGUGCUUACCGGUGGACCAAGAAGUGGGACUUUGGGCCCAACUCUUUCAAGAGGCCAAAUCGGAGGACGUCCAAGGAUGGCUCAACCGCUUGGAAAAGCUGCCGAUCACCACGGCGAUGCUGGCCGAACAGAACCUUCCGAAGGUGAUCAAUGCCUUUGCGAAGCGCUUUCCCCAGGCUGACACGGCCAUGAAGGCGCGCCAGCUCAUUCAUAAGUGGCGACAUCAGUUUCGCAAGGAGAAAGAGGACGCCGGGAGGGAGGAGAGGCAGCGACCGGUUCCUCGUGAAGGGACGCAGACUGCCGGUGGUGCCGGUCCUGGUCGAAGUCCGGAGGUUCGUGAGGCCGCGCCGCCCGCGCCGCGUGUGGAGAUGGUAAGGAUGUCAGGCCCAGAGGAUGGUAAGACGCUGGCCAGUGCCAUGCGCAGCUGCGGAUCAGAACAGAUGCGGAUGGGUUUGCUGUCAGCCUUAGAUAAGUCCGCCAAGCACUCGAUGCUGUCCUUCAUCCAGAAUGGAGGACUAGAACCAUUGACAAGAUGGCUGAAGCAGAGCCAAACUGCUCGCUAUGCCUGUUUGGUGGUUUUGCAAAAAUUGCCGGUCACUUUGCAAGAUCUUCAGAAGGGCCAUCUCAUCGAAAUUGUGGAAGCCAUUCAGAAGGAAGAUGAUCCGAAGAAUCGCGCCGAAGCCACUGCGUUGCUGGAUCGCUGGAAGGCUGCUGGAUUCAUUCAGCAAGAAGUGAGGCGCCCGGCCAAGAGGCUUCGAGCUGAGGAUUUCGACCUAGCUCAGCCUGAUGUGCCAGUGUAUCAGACUGCGCAGCCAACAUCUCACGGUGCUCAGCCUCGAACGCCUCCCUUGCAGACGUUGCCGGCUGCUCGUCCAGAGUUCAUUCCCAGGGAUCUUCAGUCGCUGGAUCCUCGCAUCGUCAAAGUGUUGCUGGAGCGACCUCAACUCCAUGAGCUCUUGCAACAACAUCCAGAUGUGCUGCACCAACCGAGUCCGGAAGCAUUGGCAUGCAUACGCCGACUGUUGAGCAACUCUCAACAGAAACACCAAGAUGAUGACUCAGCUGGAUGCACCAUUACAGUUUCACGCUUGUCAGAGAAUUCCACCGAAGAGGACGUGUCACAGCUCUUGGUUGACAUCGGCCUGCAACCCAAGAAAGUCACCUUGCCACGUGAAAGCAAGCGCAAGAAGUCUUGCGGCACCGCAUUUGUUUUGCUACCCUCAAAGUUAGAUGCUGACAAGGCGGUGGAGAGGCUUCAUGGAGCACAUCUCAAUGAGAAGGUCCUGGUGGUGAACUAUCUCGACCCGACUCAUUCCACUGACCCGACUCAUCAUGAUGGCGGCCGCAGAGUGCAAUGGAAGCCCGACUCUCAACUCUGGGAGGUCAUCGUCUUCUCCCCAGACGAAAGCGUUGAGACUUUGAGGCGACGGAUUGACAGGAAGGAGUUUCAACAGCUGAGGAGUGACGUGGCACCUCCCACGGAGCAGAGCCACCCGGACCUCAACCGGGCACGGUCGGCGCAGCAGAAGGAAGAGUCCGAGUUUAACCGGAAGGCCUUGGCGGCGCUCAUCGACAAUUAG